UACAUGCUAAGAGUGCGACCUCAGAGAGAGUGGAGCGGCAGUGAAGACGUACUGAGAUAUCGUCUUCGAGCCAAAGUCAAAAUGCAGCCAAAAGGCGAAUAAAACCGUUAAUUCUGCACCGGAAACUUUCCUAUUCCACGCUUCAUCGCUGCACGCAGUGUUUCGGGGUUUCGGUCAUGGCUGAACCCCUGCUAAAGCGAACUUUCUCCAGGCUUCGGGGAAAGGAGAGAUCCCGUCGGAAAACAGACCCUAAACUCUCCGAGGCUGCUGGGAAGAUGGAUCUGGUCCAGAGUUCCUCCUCAUCAUCGGUUCCCUCAACUUGCGCCAUAGCCGACACCGAUCCUCACACUGUUGAGGACUUUACCAGACGCACUCAGAUUACAGUCUCCAAAAAGCAGAACUGGGCCAAAAUGGCUUCAACAUCCAGGGACCCAGCCAGCACAGACCUGUAUCAUGAUCUAGCUUACAGAUCUCAGGACUGGGAGGUAUGCUCAGGAAAGGCCCAGGCUUCCAAACAGGCCUGGAGCCAAAGGACUUUGAGUGAGGAUGGUCUGCAGAGCAGAUGCAAUGAUUUGGAGUGGGAACUAGGCUACUCCAGAACCUAUGUUGACACACAUGGUUUGCCUGAGCUAACCCCUCCAUCUGCGGGAUAUAACGAAGUAUGUGUCACCUCCGGCUCUGCCAAGAUCUCUGGACAGGGUGCCUACCUGCAGACCCUGGAGAGGAGCAGCCGUGCCUGGGUGCUCUCCACAGGAAAGCCCCAGGCUGCAGAGGAAGCCUCCCGUCUGCUCCCCACAUGCAUCACAGAGUGGAGACAAGGAACAGAUGGGGAAAGCAACAUUUGGUACAACCCGAUCCCAGAGGAGGAGGAUGUGCGUGGGGAGAACGUUAAGGAUUUCGGUGAUCCUUGGAGGAGAAGAAACGUGGAGGAAUCUCAAGAGGAGAGGAAGGAUUCUCAGGGCAAGACACAGAGAUGGGCAGGGAUGAUUGGAACCUCCAGUACGAGUCGAGGAGUGUCACGCGAGCUGGUGGGAGGAGCAGGUGGCAAUAGCAGUGCUUCAAGCAGUAGUGGUGGUGGAUCGUCGGACAGCCCUGGAGCCUUGAAGAAAGGCUCAGGUGGGGCAGGUGGUGGCAGUAGCGUGAUGGACAAGAUCAAAUCUCCCGGCACUGUGCGACGUCUCUCUCUGAAGAUGCGUAAACUCCCAGAGCUCCGGCGCAAACUCAGCCUGCGGUCCUCCCGAAACCACAGACAGGGGCAAGCGGGUCAAGGCAAUGCAGGUGGAACGGAUGAACCCUCUCCCCCUAACGCCCGUAAAGAGGCCUCCAACAAUGUCAUCAGCAAGUAUCACCUGGACAGUAGCGCCCCUGCCCGGCCACGCCGCCGCAGUUCACGCUCUCGCUCCGCCUCCAAAGGAGGUUACCUUAGCGACGGCGACUCUCCCGAGCUUCUGCCCAAACAAGGCUCACCGGCCCCGCUCCCUGGCCAGGACUCUGGCUCUUUCAGGCUGUAUUCCCUAGCGGAUCAGCCACGGUGCGGUCAGCGCGUUUCUGGCCUGUUGACGGUGCAUCUUCUAGGGGUGGAGGAGCUGCUGCGUUCUGCGCGUGGAACUGACGGAGGUGGUAAGGAGGUGUUCUGUGCCAUCCAGGUGGAUGGAGUCACACGUGCCCGUACUGGCCUGCUCACCUGUCGUGGGUCCUCUUUGCCCCUUAACCACACCUUUAACCUUGAGCUGGAGAGGGCAAGGCUGCUCAAACUGGUGGUGCUCACCCCCAGUGCAACCUCCAACAUCACCGCAGCAACCAGCAGUUCUUCUGCUUCAUCAGCGGAUGGUUCAUCUGGCCCUGUGCCUGUCGCCCCCAGUCGUAACAGAGUGUGCUGUCUUGGAGCUGUAGCCAUUCCUCCUUUGUUCAGAGGUUCGCGCUGUCAGCAGCUGUGUGUGAAACUGGAGCCACGGGGUUUGCUUUAUGUGAAGCUGACUCUGUUGGAGCAAUGGGAGGCCCCCUCUCCCCGGCUCAGCGAGCUACCACCGCCCUCUGUGUUUGGGGUGGAGUUACGCCAUCUGGUGGAGAAGGAAGAUUCUGCACACAGAGUGCCUCUAAUCAUACAGAAGUGUGUGGCAGAGAUCGAGAAAAGAGGACUAAAGGUGGUAGGCCUGUAUCGGUUGUGUGGCUCUGCAGCAGUGAAGAAGGAGUUACGUGAUGCGUUUGAGAGAGACAGCGCAGAGGUUACUCUUAGUGAGGAACUUUACCCUGACAUCAACGUCAUCACAGGCAUUCUGAAGGACUACCUACGGGAGCUGCCGUCUCCUCUGAUCACGAGGACGCUGUAUGAGGUGGUGCUGGAGGCCAUGUCACGCCGGCCGGCCUGCAGGAACGACAGCGACGCUCAACGUUCGCAAAGCACCGUAGCGUUACUGCAGUGCCUGCCUGAGCCUGAGAGGGCUACACUGUCCCUACUAUUGGAUCACCUGAGCUUGGUGGCAUCCUUCAGUGACAGCAACCGUAUGACCUGUCAGAACCUGGCUGUGUGUUUUGGACCGGUGCUGCUCACGCCUACACAGGAGUCCUGGAGACCAGCAACCUCUGGAACAGGAGGUGGGACCGGGCUAGGAGCCUCAGCAGGAGCAGGAGUCAGCAGAGGGGGUCGUAGUUUUGCCCACAGCGAGGAGAUAGCCAGUGCUGUGGACUUCAAGAGACACAUUGAGGCACUACACUACCUACUGCAGCUCUGGCCCAUUCCUACAGGAAGAAGCCCUGAUGACUCUGUCCAGUCACCUUCCGCUUCUGAGCCUCCUUGCCACUCCACUGAUUCCCAUCCUCCUUCCCAUCAUGCCCCUCCUCAGCGGCGGUGCCAGCGUGUACCUCUGCGCGUGGAUGUGCCGCAAGAUGUGGUGGUCUCGCGCCGUUGCCGCGGACGACUGGAGAGCCCUCCCUGCAAUCGCUACGCCGGCGACUGGAGCGUCUGCGGCCGAGACUUUCUGUCCACGGACGACGCCGACUAUGACGAGGUGGCGGGGAGCGACAGCGAGGAAGAUGAGGAGGAUGAAGAAGAGAGACAGGAACCCCUGAAGAAGGACGACUGGACGUCCUCCGGGGGCCUGUACGUGGAUGAUUUUGCCCUAGACUUUGAUGCUCCAUUCACCUGUAGACUGAGUCUGAAAGACUUUGAUACUCUGAUCUCUGAUUUAGAGAGGGAACUGGCCAAACAAAUCAACAUAUGCCUCUGAGAAAUGGUGCAUAGAAAAUAAGUGAGCAAUAGUGAAUAAACAGGAUUGAACGAAGCUGACUUUUACAGCUAGGUAAGGAAGUGAUCGCAUGAAGACGCCAAGCAGUCUUGUCUGCUUCAGUGAACUGUGAAAUGUAUUUAAACCCCUCUGGCACUGUGUACAUAGUUGCUGCUUUGUGUAUUUCUCUCCAAAAAAGCUGGACUGUCAUUGUGACCAAUGAGUGAGUUUGACUGGGCCAAAUGCAAAUGUGUAAUUCUUUCCACAAGGACAUUCCUUUUUUCGUUUUUAUGCGCACGUGUGACUCUUGAAGGCCUUGCUGUAGUGUUUGACAAUCGAUUUUCAAGUAGGUACUUUAGUGAACAGGUAUUAUGAG
Molecule: messenger RNA, 3600 nt
Organism: Chanos chanos (milkfish)
Lineage: Eukaryota; Metazoa; Chordata; Actinopteri; Gonorynchiformes; Chanidae
Gene: syde1
Product: synapse defective Rho GTPase homolog 1
Exons: 8
Coding region: 177-3227 (1016 amino acids)
Biological process (GO): signal transduction; cell migration; regulation of Ras protein signal transduction
Cellular component (GO): synaptic membrane
Molecular function (GO): GTPase activator activity
Source: RefSeq, a predicted model, not a curated record